CUUAUUUUUACAGGGUGUAAAAUAGAUGCUGAAACUGGAGAUGGUGUGACAGCUUUACAUGUUGCAGUUAUCAAAAAUUAUGUUGAUAUUGUGAAGAUACUUAUAAAUUCUGGGAGCAAUGUUAACCACAAAACCUAUGAUAGUAUGACACCUUUGCAUUUUGCAGCAUCAAGAGGUUUCUUAGAUUUGGUAAAAAUUCUAGUCAGUAAUGGUGCAAGUUUAGAAGCAAGAGAUUCAAACGAGAGGACAGCACUGUACAUAGCAUCUGGUCGUGGGCAUAUGGAUUUGAUGAAAUAUCUGAUUGAUGCUGGUGCUAAUGUAAACAGUGAAGAGAUCCAUGGAUAUACGCCUCUUUGUGAAGCUGUAUGGCAAAAGUAUGCUGUGGGUGUAGAACUUUUACUGUUAUCUGGUGCUAGAAUUACUCACUCUCAUAGGCUUUUACAUAAUGCAAUAAUUCAAAGACAGAUGGAAAUAGUAAAAAUGCUUACAGCUUACGGUGCCGGGAUAAACUUGUAUAACGACAAUGGUGAUACGCCACUGCUUUUGGCGGUACGACUAUCACAGCCCGCAAUCGCUAAAAUAUUAUUAUGUAAAGGUGCGAACGCUAAUUUGUUAAACAGUAUAACAGGUGCUAAUGCAUUGCACAUAGCUGUUGAAAGUGUAGACUCCCCUGAAGAUUUUGAAGAAUUGUUGAAAUGUUUAAUAGACUACAAGAUUGAUUUGAAUGCAUCAGCUUUAACUGGCGACACUGCUUUAAACAGGGCUCUGUUAUUACACAAAGAUCCUGCAGCAGUUCUCCUUAUUCGAUAUGGCGCAGACGUGAAUGCGUGUGAUCUACAUGCUUGUGGUCUAGACAAUUUAUCCAUAGCAAGUAGAAGAAGGUCGAAUAGCUUAGCAUUAAUGUUAUUGAAGGCAGGCCAUUAUAUCGUGAUCCCAGAUAAAGAUACAUCAAUACCGGCAUCAGAUUAUACAAAAUGUUGGUUAUAUAAUGUUUGUAGAGAUCCACUUACUCUUUCCGAUCUCUGUAGGAUUAGAAUUAGAUACUUAGGUCAAAGUACAUCCAUAACAUUGUACCGCUUCAUAUCUUCCCUGCCUCUUCCAAAGAGUUUAAAAAGAUACCUUAUGAUGGAAGAUGAAGGCACGGAAUACUUUGAUUUUACUGCUUAAAUUAUUUAUUACUACACAUACCAUAUCACCAGCAGUUAACUUGUUUAUGACAUGGCGGAAAGUUUUAAUUGGUUUGUGUGUCCAAUAUAAAAUGAGUUAAAAAUUUGGGGUUGAAAUCUGAGGAAAACGAAUAUUAUCUAUAUGCAUUUUUAUUUAGUAAAAUUACACAGUAGUACAAAGGUGUACUUAGGGUAAAAUACAAAAUAUUUAUUGAUUAGAAUAUUAUAUACUAUACUUAACGUGACACAAUAUGUUUGUCCAUAAAAUCUUCAAAAUGAGUUGCAAUUGUUUAAAACACCUAGUAGUAAGAGAUAACACUUGUUUUUUAAAAACACACGCAAUAAUUAUGUAGUGAAUGAGCUGCAGAGUAUAUGUACUUGCAAACCAAUCAGUAAGUACAUAGUUUUAGGUAGUUUUUUUAUUAUU
Spodoptera litura is the source of this 1593-nucleotide messenger RNA. Its product is annotated as nuclear factor NF-kappa-B p105 subunit-like. Gene Ontology annotation, molecular function: protein binding. The record is from RefSeq and is a predicted model, not a curated record. Gene Ontology annotation, biological process: intracellular signal transduction. NCBI's taxonomy places the organism in Eukaryota, Metazoa, Arthropoda, Insecta, Lepidoptera, Noctuidae.